UGUAAUGCAAAUGAGCAAACGGCUACUGGGGACGAGUCUACUCCUGCUUUGUAAAGAGUCUGGGCACGACUUGAACGCGGGUUCUGGGAACCAGAUUGGGGUGAUCAUCGAGCCAGAGAAGCGAAAAGGGCUAUGGGGACAAGAGGUAGCCGACAGCUCCCCGCCCCUUCACAAUAACACGAGUUGCAUAAUCAGCAGUAACCCAAUCGCGUGCGUAUGAGCUAGCAAUGCCAGUGAUAGGAUCACCCAAAAGCUGACCUUUUACUAUCUCCAAAUAUUCCGAAUCACACAAAAAUAUUGUUCUCUAUCUCUUAGACUUCAUUGAUAGCUGCUCUAAUAAGGAAGUAUUGUCACAAAAGAAAAAAAGUAAACCUUUAAUAGCGUGACGUUCAACCUUCAAUACAUGCAUUUAAUAUAAUACGCAAAGCAACUAUCAGCGCCAAACUGACCAAACCGACCGGCGGACUUCCCUAAAAAAGUCUAAUUACUCAUCGGUCUGUGUCUAUUAUCCGUGACGGGGCGAUCCAUACCAGUCGUGUGUUGAGUGCUUUGAUUAACAUCCACUGUGCAAUAUGGCUGACCAGAACAAUCAUUCCGACACGGAAAGCCAUGAAUUUGACGACCAAGUCAACGUUUCCCUUCUUCCCGAGACAAACAGCCGCAGCAAGACAGUAUUCCCGUGCUUUCCAGUCAACCGGAAGACUACCAUCUUCGGCGUCGUAGCUGUUCUGCUGUUGGUUUUGGUUGUGCUUCUCGCUGUGUUCUUGCGUUCUUCCUCUGUAGAAUCCAAACAAGAAAAGAAAGCGCAAGUCGAACAAUCAUUACGACUACCGAGACACUUAUCGCCGAUCGAAUAUCAUGUCUAUUUACAUCCCGAUCUGACAACGUUUAAGUUUUCGGGAAAGGUCGAGGUUCUUCUUUGGUGCAAUGAAGCUUCUAACAAUGUUACACUCCAUGUUGGAAAGAAGAUCAAUUACACUGACGUUCAAGUAGCAUUUAUUCCAGACUCAAAUCACACGGAAAUUAAACAGGCCUUGCAAGUGAAGCAGAUAUCUCGACUAACAGGUGAAAUGAUCUGCAUCGAGCUUGACAGCGAACUGCAAAGCGACAGUCAUUACUUUCUGGUAAUCGAGUUCGAUUCAGAGUUAAGUAAGGGCCUAGCUGGAUUCUACGUGAGUAAAUAUACAUCACCAUCAGGUGAAACAAGAUACCUUGCUACCACUCAGUUUGAACCAACUGAUGCGAGAAACGCCUUCCCUUGCUUUGAUGAACCUAACAUGAAAGCAAAGUUUUCCAUUGUCAUAACACGAGAGAAACGUCAUGUAGCGCUAUCAAACAUGCCACUGGAGAGCACUGAAGGGUGUAAUGAUUCAGUGAAACUCUGUACAGACCACUUCAAACAAAGCGUAAAGAUGAGUACCUAUCUUGUGGCAUUCAUUGUCUGCGAUUUCAAAAACAUAACAAAUAAGACACAGAAAGGUGUCGAGGUGCGUGUUUGGGCACCUCCUGAACAGAUUAAUCAAGGUCAGUUUGCUCUGGAUGUUGCGGUAAAAGUUCUGCAGUUUUAUGAAGACACCUUCCAGGUUGACUAUCCGCUUCCAAAGCAAGAUCUCGUAGCCAUCCCCGACUUUGCUGCCGGAGCUAUGGAAAACUGGGGUUUGAUCACCUAUCGCUUGACUGCUUUGUUGUAUGACAAGAACAAAUCUUCAGAUUCUAACAAGGAGUGGGUUGCCGUGGUUGUUGCCCACGAGCUUGCUCAUCAGUGGUUUGGGAACUUAGUUACAAUGGAGUGGUGGAAUGAUCUUUGGCUAAAUGAAGGAUUUGCCAGCUUCAUGGAAAAUGUUGGUGUAAAUUACAUCUACCCUGAGUGGAAAAUGCUGGAUCAGUCUCUUCUUGGCGCAAACCAAAACGCCAUGACUAUGGACCAGCUUGCUAACUCUCAUCCCAUCAUGGCGGACGUGAAGGACCCAGCACAGAUCAAUUCUUUGUUUGAUUCAAUUUCUUAUGAUAAGGGUGCAGCCAUUAUCAGGAUGUUGGAGGAUGUUCUUGGAAGAAAUGUUUUCUUCCAGGGAUUGCAGCAUUACCUUCAGAUGUACAGCUUUAGUAAUGCAAAUACGGAAGAUCUAUGGCAGUGCCUCACACAGGAAGCCAAGAAAGGAAAGGUUGGACUCGAUGUCACAGAGAUGAUGACGACAUGGACAGAUCAAAUGGGCUUCCCUGUGAUGACAGUUGAGAAAGAUGACAAUGACCCAAAGAUAGUUCAUGUAACACAGCAACGCUUUCUUGUUCAUCCCGACACAAAUACACAAGCUAAAUUUACCUGGGUAGUUCCUCUAACUUACAUGACGGAAGAAUCCGAUAACAGAACUAUGCAGCUGAUAAAGAAGAAAAGUGAACAAGUUAAAUUACCUGCGGGAACUAAAGAAAAUUCAUGGUUCAAGAUGAACGUCGGGCAAACUGGAUUCUACCGUGUGAACUAUCAGAUAGAGAACUGGCAGAAACUAGUUCGUCAGCUAGAUACUUCUCACCAGACAUUAACAGCAGCGGAUCGCGCAGGCUUGCUGGAUGAUGCUCUAAACCUUGCUCGGAGCGGCAUGUUGUCUGAUGAAGUGGCUCUGAGUCUCACUCCAUAUCUUAAACAAGAAAGAGAAUACGUUCCAUGGAUGUCGGCGCUUAACAACAUGGCUUAUUUUGCUACUCAGUUUUCCACUUACGAUUCAGUGAAUGGAUCAACAAAAUAUUAUUCAACGUACAAGAAAUACAUCUUGUAUUUGCUUAGAGACAUAGCUAGUGAGCUAGGCUGGGAUGAAACUAAAAGUGAUCCUCAUUUGACGAGAUAUCUUCGCGUUGCUGUGCUGGGUAAGGUCGCGAGCUAUGAAGAUGUCCUUCAUGAGAGUGAAAAACGGCAGUACACAGACAGAGCUUUGGAUCUAUUUAAUGAUUGGCUUUAUAGCGGAAAAUCAAUCACACCCAACUUGCGUAGCACUGUUUACUCCAUCGGCAUAAAGGACGCAAAUGAUUCCACAUGGAUGGAAGUUUUCAAAAGAUUUCAAACCGAGACUGUUCCGUCGGAAAAGAGGAAAUUAAUGUACGCACUCACAUACAGUCGAAGGCCAGAAAUUCUAGAGAGACUCCUAGGAUUCUCACUCGACGAAAGCAAGAUUCGUUCCCAGGAUUCCGUGUCUAUUAUUGACUCGAUAGCCUCCAAUCCAGCUGGAAGGCUUAUAGCUUGGCAGUUUCUACAGGAUAACUACAAUAAACUGUAUGACAGAUAUGGCGAGGGGUCUUUUGAGUUCAGUCGUUUGAUCAUUGCUAACACUGCACAUUUCAACACAGAGGACAGGAAAAUUCAAGUGAGCAAGUUUUUUGACAAAGUAAAACAAGGAUCCGGUGAACGGGCAGUACGACAAAGUUUGGAAAGUAUAGAGGCCAAUAUAAAAUGGAUAAACAACCAUGGUCCAGCAGUGUAUAAUUGGUUUAAGCGGUUCCUUGACAACAAGGAGAACUGAUGGUAUAGAGUCUUACUGAAGGAUGCUCCUGUUCUGUCCAGUGGAACAUUGAUAUUGUAUAGCGAUUGUGUUAACAUCGUGAUAAGUCAUACCAAAAACGAUAAUGUUUGAACAGCAAUGAUGGUGUAGUAAUGGAGAUUCAAAGCACCAUCUGCACUAUUCUGUCUUACAUCAGGUGUCGGCACUUCCUUAACCUAUUUAACGUAAGUGACUUUUUUCUUUCCUAAGCUUAGUUGGAGGGGGGUGGGAAGGGGGGGGGGGUUGGUGGAGGGGUACAAAGCGCAUCCUUGAACAUUUGAAACAAACGCAACAUUUCAAACUUCUGGUAUGACCGAGCAUUCAGCGAUGUUUAUUUUAGUGGCAAUAAUGUGCCAGUUAUCACAAGAUAAAAUGCUGAAAUGACGUCACAUAUUUUUAAGACGUCUCCCAUCUUAGACUUCACCUUUUUUUAAAGAAAAAAGAAAUUUCAGAAAAUCUCCAAAACUAAGUUCACAACAAAAUACACAUUUCACGGAUAUUUCUUUUUUUGCCCCAUAUCAGAUUGGAUUUGAUUUGUAGACUAUCAAUCAAGCAGUCAAAUCUUCUGUUCCUUUUCAGAAUUGUAUUUAGAUUUCCGCGGUUUUACCACUGUCUGUACGCAAGUGCAAAUUUGUAUUUAAAAACUGAGAAACAGAAGUAAGAGGCUUAUUUAUGUGUAAUAUGUAACUCUAUAUAGUCAAGUCCAAAACAGUAAGUUUAAGUUUAAGUUUAAUGUAACUUUCCCACAUAUACGCCAAGAAAACAAAGCAAAAAGAUGGCGGGAUAGUAACAGGGGGAAACUUGUUCAUCAAAUCGGACUUAUAUAAUGAGAACAGAUUGCGUUAAAAAUGAAGACCUUUUACCAAUAUGUGAUAUCCUUUGCCGCUGUACACAAAGCAUCUCGAACUGUUGUGAGAUAACUCAUAACACCAUCUCAUUGUAGCUUAAAUUAAGGGAAUCAGUGGUAUUCAUGGUGAGGCGCAGCGUAUAAGAUGCGUUCAGCUUUGAAGCUGGAGAUCUAAUCAUACCUGUGGGAAAGCUUGGAGUAGUUCAGAAAGAUUUUUUACAGAUCAUGCGCAGUUGUGGAGGCAGUGAAUUGGAAAUAAUAAAUGUUAAUAAAGCUUUGUUA
Messenger RNA from Orbicella faveolata, 4656 nucleotides. RefSeq names its product endoplasmic reticulum aminopeptidase 1-like. The record is from RefSeq and is a predicted model, not a curated record. Gene Ontology annotation, biological process: peptide catabolic process; proteolysis. Gene Ontology annotation, molecular function: metalloaminopeptidase activity; peptide binding; zinc ion binding. Gene Ontology annotation, cellular component: cytoplasm; membrane. Lineage: Eukaryota; Metazoa; Cnidaria; Anthozoa; Scleractinia; Merulinidae.